CGAUUUCCGUUUACUGAAGUGGCUUGAUAACAGAAGCUACAAAGUAGCCGGAAAUGAAAUGGGGUUGAAAGAGACUUCAUUUAAAUCGUAAAAUUCAUCAAAAUUUGAUCAAUUUUGCCCUAUUUCUGUGGCAGGCGCUAGUUAAAGCGAAAGGUCAAAAUGUCUAAGAGGAAAAAGAGUGCUCCAAUGAUUGAUUCUGAUUCGUCAGAAGAUAGUGACAGUGGGUCGGAUUUAGAUGAAGGCCUAAGAGCCUUGGCUAAAAGAAAGCGACCAAGCUCAGAAUCGCAAGACGCCCCAAAACCUGAUGCGGACAGUGAUUCAGGGACAUCUUGUAGUGAUGAGGACUGGACGAUGAAUGGAAAGAGUCCCAAAAAGAAGAAACCCAAACAAGUUAAAAAAUCGCGAAGAUCCACUACGAUCAGUUCUUCCGAUAGCGAGGGCGGUAGUCAUAAGAGUGCUUCAGAACCAGAGGAAGGGGAAGUGUCCGAUUCUGGAAGCGGAUCGGCCUCGGAGUCAGAUUCGGGAUCGGAAGACGAGAAAUUUGUUGAUGGCUACGAUGAAAACUUGAUUGGAGAUGAAGAGGACAAAAAAAUGUUGGAACAGAUGACGGAAAAGGAAAGAGAACAAGAGUUAUUUAAUCGAAUGGAGCGAAGAUCCGUGCUGAAAACACGAUUUGAAAUCGAGAAAAAGUUGAAGAAAGCUAAGAAGAAGGAAAAAAAUAAGAAAUCAAAAUCAUCCGAGUCUUACCAGUUAAAAUCUGUGAGUGACAGAAGUAAGGAGAGACGAAAAGAUCUCGAGAGUAAAAAAGACAGUAAAAAGAUUUCCGCGCUCGAGACUCUACGAGCCCAACGCGAGGAAAAAAAGCACAAAGAGGAAAAAGCAAAGGAAAAACAAAAGAAACCACUUAAGGCCAGUGAUAUUUACAGUGACGAUGAUGAUGAUGAUGACGAUGAUGAUAAUGAUGAUGAGGUCGACAAGAAGAGAGAAGAGAAGGAAAAUCAGCGAGUUCAAGAUGAUUCAGAUUCAGACGCUUCCAGCAGAUCGUCAUAUCAUUCGGAAUCGGAAGACGAAGAAUACAGGUCAAAAAAGGCAGUUCCUAUUUCUUGUAAGGAAGAUUUAGCGAAGAUUAGAUUGUCCAGACACAAAAUGGAGAAAUGGUGUCACAUGCCAUUCUUUAAGAAAACGGUGCUUGGAGCUUUUGUUAGAAUUGGUAUAGGAAACCAUGAGGGUAGGGCCAUUUAUCGUGUUGCUGAAAUAUUAGAUGUUGUAGAAACUGCUAAAAUUUAUCAACUUGGCUCAACGAGGACAAACAAGGGUUUAAAAUUGCGACAUGGAGCUGCUGAGCGUGUUUAUCGACUUGAAUUCGUUUCCAAUCAAGAUUUUACGGACACAGAGUUUCAGAAAUGGAAAGAAGCUGUGAUGUUAUGUGGCGCUCAAUUACCGACUGUCGAGGAAAUUGAUAAAAAGCUAUCAGACAUGAAAACAGCCCUUAAUUUCCAAUUUAAAGAUGAAGAUAUCAAAACCAUGGUCGCUGAAAAACAACGUUUCAGAAAGAACCCUCAUAACUAUGCCAUCAAGAAAACACAGCUGAUGAAACAGAAGGAGCAGGCUGAAAUCAGCGGAAAUCAGACCGUCGUUAACGCAACCAGUCAGGAACUGGAAGAGUUGGAAGACAGAGCCACAAAACUUGAUCGUAAACGAACGAGCACGAUUAACUCCAUCAGUUUCAUUAAUCAGAGAAAUCGUCUCAACAACAUCAUUGAAGCCGAAAAGGCUUUCAAAGUUGAAGUUGCGGAGGCUAAAAUAGCCUCGGCCGAUCCCUUCACUAGGCGUCAGUGUCGACCGACACUUGUCACCAAGGCUAAUGCUGAAAAACCAGAGGCAGUGAAAAUACUAGAGGCUAGAAAGAAAAUAGUAUCGUCAGUUGAUAAAAGUAAGCCGGUGUUAGGGGAAUUACCUCCCUUAGAUGAUUUGAUGUCAGAUUCACGGAUUCAGUCCACUUCGGGUAAAUCAAGUGAUAAGAAGGAAGUGGAGGAUGUUUUCGCUGUUCAUGACUUUGAAAUUAAAAUAGAUCUUGACGUACCAGCUAGUAACCCGUCGAUGGUGAUGACGAGUCGUGUUUCACAACCUGUGCGCGAUGUGACACCGAGACGCUCUCUAAACCUAGAAGACUACAAAAAGCGACGGGGUUUAAUUUAAAAAGACAAAACGUGACUUAAAUUCCUGCAGCUUGAACUCAUGUGACGAGAGUGUACCCCUGGUACGAUUAGACGAUCUUUUUUUUAUACGGUACGAUACCUCCGAAAAUUUAAACAUUCAAAAUGUAACCAAAAUUCCUACCACAAUGUUUUAUUUAUAUGACCUAUUUUCCUACAGCACUCAAUCGCUGAGAGUGUGUACCCCUGAUGUAGCCCUUGUACGAUUAGACAAUGUUUUAUUACGUGACCUAAAUUCCUACACCUUGAACUCGAUCAAUCGCUGGGAGUGUGCAGCCCUUGUACAAUUAGACAAUGUUUUAUUUACAUAACCUGAAUUCCUACAGCUAGAACCCAUUUGCUGGCAGUGAACACAUGUUACAAUUAGACGAUAUUUUAUUUACGGUACAUCAGAUUUAAUCAUUGUCAAGAAUGACUUUUCUUAUAUAACAUCAUCAGAACAAAUUCAUGAAGGAUGUUAAAUUAAUUUUAUCUGUGUGAGAAUAUUCAAUGUAAAUAAUACCCUGAAUCCCCGGUAUCAGAGACUGAAUCUAGAUACAGUGUUGUUAGAACUUGAAUUAUAUUGUGUUUUGGCUGCAGUGGUGGUAUUGAACAAGCGUUCCAAUGAAGAGAAGGCAGAAAUUCCACUGCCUGUUAAAAAUUCUCCUCCCAAGAAAGAUAUUUAACUGUAUAAUUAGUUUCAAAUUGACUGACGUGUUGUGUGGACGAGAGGAAGAACCCCAUUUUGUUGCAUUUGUGAUUACGACAUGACAUGUACAUUGCAUAUCGUAUUUGAUAUUGUAUCAUGGAGAAGAAUAAACCAAUUACACGACUUCUGAUGACUAGGUCCACUAAAUUCAGAGCUUUUUGUAACAACUUCAACCAUAGCUCUCCCUCUAAUAAAUAUCUACAGUGGUAUCAGUGACUUGCACUUGAUAAUCACGACUAUCACCUAUCCAUCAUAACUUUCGAAAGUAAAUAGACAGGGUUAUUCAGGCACCAACACAGGGUUACAUUUGGAACUUAACCUUUAUCAAUCUGAUAGAUAUCGGAUAUCAGUAUUGUUUCUAAUGGUGAUAUUUAUUGUAAAAGUCAAAACAAAAUAAAACAAACAGUAAUCAAAUAUUAAUUAGAUGGAGCAGUUGUAUACACAAAUAGUAGCAAUUGAGAGACUUGGUAAUCACGACGAUCACAUAACACUAUAGCUUCAGAUAGUAUAUAGACAUUGUUAACCAGGCACUAACACAGCCUUAAAUGUAAAAGACAAAAGAAAAGAAAUUGUAAUGUAAUAUUAAUUAGCUGGAGCAGUGGUAUUCACUGAUAUUUACAAGAAACUUUUUUUUUAACCAUUGUAAGCUAAAUUAUUUAGACUGUAUGUGUUUGUUUUGUUUGAACUAAAGUUGUACUGUAUUUUUACUUGGUGUAUUGUAACAGACAAGUAUCAAAACAGAAAAAGGUUUGUAUAAAAGUAAAAGUAGACUUUUUAGAUUUGAAAUAAGAACAAAUAAGUUUAAAGGCCAGAGAUAUUGUAGUGUUUUGCUUAGACACAAUGUAAUGAUGUAUCAUAACCGCUGAAGCAGUAAACCACCAUCAGGCCAGUAUUCCAUGAACACGGCUUUCGGGUGUGUUCGGUCUAAUGCAAGUAUAAGGGGGCUGGCUCCAUAUAACCGGUAGAUCGUGUACGUAAAAAACUGGCCUUACAGUAAAAUAUGAUAGAAUUUAUAGAUAGUCGUAUAAGUUUUUUAAGAUUUUGUGUUGAUAUAUGCUUGAUAACGCCUUGUGAAAUCUUGUUGGCAGUGAAAUAAACCAUAGUAAUUGUUAUCUAUAAAUAGUGUUUUAUUUGAUAAGGUUAAAGGGAGACAAUACAUGUAUAUUAGAUUAUUGUUUAUACCACAGUUACAGAGGGUAACAAUUCCCAUUUUUAAUCCCACCAAAAAAAAAUGUCUGUAUUUUCUUUUUAUUUCAUACAAAAUGGGAAAAGGCGUAUUUUCUGAUACAGAAUUAUUUAUUCAUAUCAUUUGUAAUUAUUAAUACUGCGUUUUAUUCAUUCAUGGUGUAUCUGUUCAUUGUUCAUUGUCCAUUUUUGUUUUUAUGAGCUUUAUAAACAAGUAUGAUCAUAGAUAUGAACCAGGAAUACACACUGAUUAGCAGUGAGUAUUCGCUAGGCCGCGGCAAUGACUGAUAAGGAUGACAUCGAUGCGACUUAAUGAGCCACAAAUAUUAAUUUUUUUCCUCCAACAAAUUAAAUUCUAAAAUAUUGUUUUUUAUGUAUUUGAAAAAUAAAUAAAGACGUUUGAAGUAUU
Molecule: messenger RNA, 4498 nt
Organism: Patella vulgata (common limpet)
Lineage: Eukaryota; Metazoa; Mollusca; Gastropoda; Patellidae
Product: RNA polymerase-associated protein RTF1 homolog
Exons: 2
Coding region: 160-2199 (679 amino acids)
Cellular component (GO): Cdc73/Paf1 complex
Molecular function (GO): RNA polymerase II C-terminal domain phosphoserine binding; DNA binding
Source: RefSeq, a predicted model, not a curated record